Oncorhynchus kisutch (coho salmon) is the source of this 4212-nucleotide messenger RNA. RefSeq names its product protocadherin gamma-C5-like. The transcript has a single exon. Gene Ontology annotation, biological process: homophilic cell-cell adhesion. Gene Ontology annotation, cellular component: plasma membrane. Gene Ontology annotation, molecular function: calcium ion binding. Lineage: Eukaryota; Metazoa; Chordata; Actinopteri; Salmoniformes; Salmonidae. The coding region runs from base 1711 to 4185 and encodes 824 amino acids. The record is from RefSeq and is a predicted model, not a curated record.
UCAAAUGUAUGUUGUGUGUUCAGAUGCCCUGUGUGGACAAAGUCAUGGAACCUUAUGACAAUCAGAUUACAUGAACUUGUAAAUCGGUUCAAUUCGACCAGAACACAGCAGGACGGUUAACAUAAUAUGCAUAUGGACAUAAUAAACUAUGUAUUUGACGUCACACACAGUCAAGAAACAGAAUAUAAGGCUGGAGCUCUUAAUGAAUCUGGGUAACAUUUUGUUUGUGGAUGAGGUUUGAUAUGUGGGCUGAUGCAUCUGGUAGAGUUGACUGUAAUAAAUAAAACGAGAGAGAGCGAGAGCGAGAGAGCGGAGUUAUUGUUUAGCAGCCACCACGCGGUCGCCGCUCAUUCCACCAGUAUGCAGCAGCACGAGCUGGCCGCCUGUGUGGCGCUGUCCACCCGCGUGGUUCUGAAACACGCUCUAGAGCUCAGUGGCAGCGUGCCCACCCACCCUCUCCCCAUCUACAUCCGUAGCCUUGACGAGCACGGAUUUGAUUUAUUCUUUCACCUUUAUUAACCAAUAUCAAAGCUGAUGCAUUAUUGUUCUCAUUAUUGUUAUUAUUGUUCUCAUUAUUGUUAUUAUUGUUCUCAUAUUCGUUGUAGUAUUGGGAUAUGUUGUGGGUUACAGCUUGUGAUUGUGUAUAAUGGAAAAUGGUAUCGAGUGUAUUUAUAUGUGUAAUCUGGAUUCAGCUCUCAGGUAAUUAGUUCAUGUCAUGGACAUAUUACAGUGGAGUGAGUGAGUUCCAGGGUCCCAGGGUCUAACACAACUAACAUAUCAGAUAUGAUUUACCAGUUCCUGGGUCCCAGGGUCUGUGUGAGAGAGCGAUAGAUAGUGAGAGAGAGAGAGAGAGAGAGAGAGAGAGGAACAUGUCAUCAGAGCAACCCUUUUCCUUUGCUCUCCAGACCUCCAUACGGGUAUUUUUUAAGCUGCCUCUGCGAUGUAUUAUUAUUCUGAGCCACGUGGGUUGCUUUGACGACAUACUCCUGCUGCGCUUGCUUUCUUUUACCACAGGACGGCAACGGAGAGCCUUUGUCACCCACACAUAUAUCAGGAAGAAUUGAAACGGUGGGAAUGGAUAUAGAAUACUUCGAGAAGAAUGUUGUGUUGUGUGUCUGUUGUGUGUUUGUCCUUACAGUCCCCGCGGUUCCAUGAGUUGUUGCUUAAUCCGUUUUUAAAAGGUAAUUCUGCUGUUUGCUAGAGGAAUCGGAGAUGGAAGGGAGUUCCAUGUGAUCAUGGCUCUGUAUAAAUCUGACGAGAACCCUGGUGGCAUGUAUUGUGGGGUAUAGACGGGUGUCUGAAAGGCUACUAAGUGAUAUGAAUAGUAUAGUAGCAGUACUCAUAGUAUUACACAUUAAAUGGAGUACUGUUUUUCUCUCAUGUUGAAUUGUUAUGGUGCUUCAUAUGUUUCCCAAGAGCUCGUAUUUUCACUGUAUAGCUUUAAAUGACUGGUAAAUCCUGAUUGGUAGCUUGUGUUAGGCGCUGUGCACCAAUAGCAUGCAGAACUGUACAAAGAGAUCUACUCCCUCCCCCCAGCCUCAGCACCGUAACCCUUACAAUGCUCCGAGCUGGAGGAGAAAGAGGGAUGUGCCGAGACACAAAGCGUCUCCAUCACUGUAAAAUAUGAGCGACGUUGACAUUCGAUUACAGAUUGAGUAUCACCACUCCUGCGAAAGGGCGAAUUUUGGGUGAAAUAAUAUAUUCGUUUUGAUGUGUCGUGGAACAAUGUGGAAUAGACUGCCCGUGUGGCAGGUUCUGCUAUGGUGGCAUCAUUUCUUUCUCUUGUGGACUACAAUAGACGGACAGACUCGAUACACCAUCCCGGAGGAACUGAAACAGGGCUCUGUGGUAGGAAAUCUAGCCAAAGAUCUGGUUUUGGGACUAUCUGAUAUUUAUCGUCGUAAAUUACGAAUAACCUCGGAAGCUGGUAAGCAGUAUUUCAGUGUGGAUCUGGGGAAAGGAGAGCUGGUCGUCAGUGAAAGGAUAGACAGGGAGGAACUGUGUGGACAAAGAGUUCCGUGUAUUUUGCCUUUGGAGGUAGUGAUUGAAAAGCCCUUGCAGCUUCACCGAGUUGAUAUUGAAAUACAGGAUAUCAAUGAUAAUUCUCCCAGCUUUCUCACCAAAGAAAAAGUAUUAAAGAUUGCAGAGUCAAUAAACCCAGGCGCAAGAUUUCCACUCGAAUGCGCACUGGAUCCCGAUGUCGCUGCGAACACUAUACGCUCAUACAGCAUUAACAAAAACGACCAUUUCAAAUUGAAUGUCAAAAAUCACAAGGAUGGUAGCAAAACUCCAGAACUGGUCCUUGAAAGGUCUCUCGAUCGGGAGAAGCAACCCGUUCAUAAGCUUAUUCUCACCGCUGUAGAUGGGGGUGAUCCAGUGCGUUCAGGAACCUCUGAGAUUAGUAUCAUGGUACUUGAUAUUAAUGAUAACGCACCGCAGUUUGAGAGACAACUUUAUGAGGCUAAUGUUAACGAAAAUGCUGCACCUGGCACUCAGAUUUUACGAGUAAAAGCGACAGACCCGGACGAGGGAUUAAAUGGGGAGAUAGAGUAUGUAUUUGGAGAACAGACGCCAGACUCAGUGACUGCAUUGUUUGAUAUAGAUUCUUCGACAGGAGUGAUUGUAAUAAAAAGACAACUCAACUAUGAGCAGACGAGCUUAUAUAAAUUUGACAUAGUCGCUAAAGAUAAAGGCAACCCAGAGAUGGACGGACAUUGUGAUGUUGAAUUUAAAAUGAUUGACGUCAAUGACAACAUCCCAGAGAUAAUUGUGACGUCUCUAACGACACCUGUUCCAGAAGAUUCACCUAUCGGAACCGUGAUAGCUUUGAUAGGCGCCAAAGACUCCGACUCCGGGGACAAUGGGAAGGUGCGGUUAAGCGUGUCACCAAAGUCUCCGUUCAAGUUGAACCCGUCGGUAUCCAAGCAUUACACCCUGGUAACUAAUGCUCCUCUUGACCGCGAGCGUUACUCUCAGUAUAGUAUAGAUAUCAGUGCCAGUGAUUCAGGGAAACCCCCUUUAUCCAGCAAGAAAACUAUCAUUGUUGAUGUGUUGGAUGUGAAUGACAAUCCACCGCUAUUCUCUCAGCCCUCGUACACGGUGUACGUCAAUGAGAAUUACGCACCAGGGAAACUACUGUGUUCAGUCUCCGCCACGGAUUCCGACCUGGGGGACAACGCAAAAACCUCCUUCUCCAUCUUAGACUCCAAAGUGCAGGACGUCUCUGUAUCCUCCUAUGUGUACAUGAACUCUGACAACGGCAGCAUCUACAGCAUGCACUCAUACGACUAUGAGAAACUAAAGGUGUUUCAGAUUCUGGUGCAGGCCAAGGACCACGGGUCUCCCUCUCUGAGCAGCAACGUCACUGUCCACGUUUUUAUCCUGGACCAGAACGACAAUGCCCCCGCUGUUAUUUACCCCUCCGCUGCCCUGGGCUCGCUCUCUCACCAGAAGAUGCCGCGUUCCGCUAAAGCAGGCCACCUGGUUACUAAGGUAACGGCUGUGGACGCAGACUCGGGCCAUAACGCCUGGAUCUCAUAUAAACUGGUGGAGGCCACAGACGCGUCUCUGUUCAGUGUCAAUCUUUACACGGGGGAGGUAAGGACUAAACGCGCUGUGUCCGAGCAGGACGACUCCUCUCAGAGGCUGCUUAUAGAGAUACAGGAUGACGGGGUGCCGGUCCAGUCCGCCACGGUCACACUGACCAUACUGGUAGAGGACGGGCUCCACGAACCGAUCUUGGAUCUCCGGCAGAAAACUCCAGAACCCAGUAAGAAAAGCGGGAGAAUCACCCUGUAUUUGAUUCUCUCUCUGGCCUCGGUGUCCGUGCUGUCGCUGGUGACUUUUGUCAUCUUAGCAGUCAAGUGCGUUAGAAACAGCAGGAGCAGCGGUAGUUGCUGCAUGAGACGGGACGACUUGGACGGCUACAAGAACCCCAACAGAAACCUGCAGAUUCAGCUCAACACUGACGGGCCGAUUAAGUACGUGGAGGUCCUAGGAGGGGACAUGUUGUCUCAGAGUCAGUCCUUCAGGUCAUGUCUCUCUCCCAUGUCAGAGUUCAGUGAUUUCACCUUCAUUAAGCCCAGCAGCACCACCGACUUUAAGGAGAUGAUCAACGUCCUAGACGCGUCUUUACCCGACAGCGCCUGGACCUUUGAGAGCCAGCAGGUGAGAAGUGACGUAUGAUUUAUUGUGAUGAUAAAGAUUAUCGAA